Molecule: messenger RNA, 1363 nt
Organism: Sus scrofa (pig)
Lineage: Eukaryota; Metazoa; Chordata; Mammalia; Artiodactyla; Suidae
Gene: MRPS18C
Product: mitochondrial ribosomal protein S18C
Biological process (GO): mitochondrial translation
Cellular component (GO): ribosome; mitochondrial small ribosomal subunit
Molecular function (GO): small ribosomal subunit rRNA binding; structural constituent of ribosome
Source: RefSeq, a predicted model, not a curated record
CUCCUCAUCCCAAGGGUGGGAAAUGGAACAAGAAACUCAGAGGAAUUUGAGGGGUGAUGGGGCUGUACCUCGACUGGCUGCACGUCCACGGUUUUCCGCCGCCGGCUCCCAGCCACCAUUUCCUCCUCUUCCUUCUCAUCACCGGGCUUAAGCUCGGCUGCGGUGGGGGCGGCCAAAACGCUCUCUGUGCUAAAUCGGUUCCUUUUGCGGACAGACACCCGCCGGCGGAUACGGGAACCGCCAUCAUCCAUGGCAGGGGCUGAGGGCCCUCCCCGAACGUCGUCUCCAGUGACCCAGCCGCCAAACCCCAGUAGAAGGGGGAAGCACACCGGAAGGGGCUGGUCCGGCGCUUUGGAAAACGGAAGAGGAGGGGCAAGGGGCCAUGGCGGCUGUGGUGUCUCUUUGCAGCCGGUUGGGGAGGAGAAAGUCGACAGACUUCGUGAAUGCUGCUGUCUGCCUUACGGAUCCCGGGACUCAUGCAGUGCUGUGGAGAAGUUGUUCACAAUAUAAACAGGUAGCCAGCAACGAGGACCUUCCUGUUCCAAUGGAAAAUCCUUAUAAGGAGCCUCUGAAAAAAUGUAUCUUGUGUGAAAAACAUGUAGAUUAUAAGAAUGUGCAGCUUUUAUCCCAGUUUAUUUCUCCUUUUACUGGAUGCAUUUAUGGAAGGCACAUAACAGGUCUUUGUGGGAAGAAACAAAAAGAAAUUACAAAAGCAAUUAAGAGAGCUCAAAUACUGGGGUUUAUGCCAGUUACAUACAAGGAUCCUGCAUAUCUCAAAGACCCUAAAGUUUGUAACAUCAAAUACAGGGAGUAAAUUAUAUAAAGUUAUCAAUAAACUUAGCAAUAUUUGUGUGAUGAUAAUAUUGACUCAAACUAUAAGAUUUAAUAACCUUUGAACAGAAAAUUAAUAGGUUAAUUCUUACCAAAAUACAAAGUAUUAAGGUUUUUUUUUUUUUUUUUUUUUUUAAGGGCCACAUGUGUGACCCUUGGAAGUUCCCAGGAUAAAGGUCGAAUCAGAGCUGCAGCUGCUGGCCUAUGCCACAGCCACAGCCACAGCAGGAUACAAGCUGCCUCUCAGACCUACAGCACAGCUCAUGGCAAUGCCAGAUCCUUAACCACCAAGUGAGGCCAGAGACUGAACCUGUAUCCUCAUGGAUACUAGUUGGGUUUGUUAUUGCUGAGCCACAACGAGAACUCCUAAAGUAUUAAGUGUUUGUUAAUAACUUGAAAUCAUAUGAGGAGAAAAUGGUUUGGGAUGGAGCUUCCUCUUCAUAUGAGAACGUUCGUUAAAUAAAUCAGAUUAUUUACAAUGUUGACACUCAUUACAUUUUACUUACAUAUGAAUAAAAAAAUUGGUACUGUG